Messenger RNA from Rhododendron vialii, 2237 nucleotides. RefSeq lists its product as uncharacterized. Gene Ontology annotation, cellular component: cytoplasm. Lineage: Eukaryota; Viridiplantae; Streptophyta; Magnoliopsida; Ericales; Ericaceae. Gene Ontology annotation, molecular function: deoxynucleoside kinase activity. The transcript is spliced from 5 exons. Bases 189 to 1928 code for a protein of 579 amino acids. The record is from RefSeq and is a predicted model, not a curated record.
UUGAAGUUUCUCUCUCCCAAAACCCUAGAAAACCCCUUUUCGCAAAAUUUACAACUGUGGAAAGUGAAAUACCCAUCAGACACCAAAAGCCUUCCCGCCCUCUCUCUCUACACAUAUACCGAUACACACUCACACUGUCUCUAUAUCAGCUGACCUUUUCUUGGCUGUAUUGGCAAUGCUCAGAGAAGAUGCAGAAGCUGCUGCGUCAAAUCCCUUCACCCCCCAUUCGCCGCUCUCUCUCUAACACCCCCGCCACGACCACCUCUCUCUCUCUAGGGUUUAACCCCAACAGCCACCACAACACUAAAAACCUCUCCCUAGGGUUUGCCGACAUUAGGAACACCACCAAGCCCUCUCUCUUUAGGGUUUAUUACCACCUCACCAUGCCUGCUCCCCCCUUCCUCCACCUCCACACACCCGCCGCCGUAAAAAACCCUACAACCUUUCUGCCCACCAAAACCCCCAGUAUCGUUCCCUUUAGGGCUUGGUUUCACACUGCUUCGGAUAAGAGUUUAAAGGUUGCCGCCGCGGUCCACUCCGGUGAGGGUUUGAAGGCUUUGGAGGGAGAAGUCGAGAAUGGAAAGGAGAAGGUUGAGUUAUCAGUGGAAAGGGGUUCGGAGGUGAAGCCGGUGUUGAGGAUGGAUAGGAGGCAGAGGGGUACUUCUGUGGUGAGAAACCCUGAUUUGUUGGGGAUUCCGGGCGUGGGGCCGAGGAAUUCGAGGAAGCUUGUGGAGAAGGGGUUUUCUGGUGUUACUGAGCUCAAACAACUCUACAAAGACAAGUUUUUUGGGAAGUCGAGUCAGAAGAUGGUUGACUUUCUGCGGAGUUCAGUGGGCAUUACUCAUAGAAACCAUGCUGAGAGUAUAACUGCUUUUAUCAAACAGAGUGUAGAUGAAGAGUUAAAGGAGAGUUCAAAGCCUGAUAUGCAGCCAACCCCUAAGAAGAGACUCACUUUCUGUGUUGAAGGAAAUAUCAGUGUUGGAAAGACAACAUUCCUGCAGAGAAUAGCUAAUGAAACACUUGAGCUGCAAGAUCUUGUUGAAAUUGUUCCUGAGCCUAUUAACAAAUGGCAGGAUGUUGGACCGGAUCACUUUAAUGUACUAGAUGCAUUCUAUGCUGAGCCGCAAAGGUAUGCAUAUACCUUCCAAAACUAUGUGUUUGUUACUAGAGUCAUGCAGGAGAUGGAGUCAUCUGGUGGAAUUAAGCCCCUCAGGUUGAUGGAGAGGAGUGUUUUCACCGAUAGGAUGGUCUUUGUGCGAGCUGUUCAUGAAGCUAAGUGGAUGAAUGAGAUGGAGAUCAGUAUUUAUGACUCAUGGUUUGAUCCAUUUGUGUCAAGUUUGCCUGGCCUUGUUCCCGAUGCCUUUGUCUAUCUUAGAGCAAGCCCUGAUACUUGCCACAAGCGGAUGCUGCUACGCAAGAGAGCAGAGGAAGGCGGAGUUACUCUGGACUACCUUCGUGACUUGCAUGAAAAGCAUGAAAGUUGGCUUCUCCCUUCCAAAAGGGAGGAGCCAACUUUACAUGCUGCCCCACCACAUGGGGUAUUGUCUGUCAGUAAGCUGCCCCACCACAUGGACUGCUCUUUACAUGCUGAUAUAAGGGACCGUGUGUUUUAUUUGGAGGGUGAUCACAUGCAUUCGAGCAUUCAAAAAGUUCCUGCUUUGGUUCUUGAUUGUGAACCCGAUAUCGAUUUUAACAAAGAUAUUGAAGCAAAGCGGCAGUAUGCACGCCAAGUGGCUGCGUUUUUUGAAUUUGUGAAGAAAAAGAAGGAAGACCCAACACACAAAGUUGGUCAAGCGGCAAAGAGUAACCAACCGAAUUUACUGCUACCCAACAACGGUGGGUUCUGGGUACCGAAUGGAAAGCAUUUCCCAGGAUUGCCCCUCGAAUCUUUGGAUUUUAGGAGAGCAAUGCCGUCUAUCUCUGGAUAGUGCCUCUGUUAUUUUCUGGUCAUUGUUGUGGAUCCCAAGUCCAUCUCUGUAUAUAUGGUAGGUUUAGAAUACAAUGGGGAUUUUCUGUCAAUUCCAGGUCUUGCUAACACAUUUGGACAUGAGCUGUCACAAGCUUAGUGUGGAGAAAAAUGUCCUAGUGCAUAGUUAGGAAUCACCCCCCUGUAGAUUCUGAAUCCGACGUGGUUGUGGUAGGUGUAGAUUGAACUUUUGUUUCUCCACGUGUGAGAUCGUUUCAACUUCGAGACCUUGUAACCUUCAGAGAUGUGGAUCAAGAUGCUUUGUCUUCAA